Messenger RNA from Penicillium angulare, 480 nucleotides. RefSeq lists its product as uncharacterized. The record is from RefSeq and is a predicted model, not a curated record. The transcript has a single exon. Lineage: Eukaryota; Fungi; Ascomycota; Eurotiomycetes; Eurotiales; Aspergillaceae. The coding region runs from base 1 to 480 and encodes 159 amino acids.
AUGCAUGCCUUUUUAUCCUUCGCCGUCCUAAUCGCUGUCAGCACCCAGUCCAUUAGUGCAAGCCUUACAGGUCUCUAUCGAAUUCAAACGACCAAUGGCCAGGAGCUUAUCUUAACCGGGCAAGGAGACAAUAAGGCUCCAAAAUUCGAAAAGCCAUCAGGGGCCGGUACGCAGAUUUGGCAAUUUGAGGAUGAGGGAGAUGGUACCACAUUGAUUCAGAAUUUGCCAACUCAUGAAUACAUCGACUGCCGAUCGAGUUCUUGUUUGGAGUCCAAAAAUGCCCAGCGAUUCCACGUGGAGUCUCUCAAUCCGAACGCGAAUCGAUAUGUAUUCCGGGAUAUUUCGCACAAGAGAGCUCUGCGUGCAUCUACUCAGAAUGGGAUUGAGAUGGCUGAUUCGAGUGAGAGCGAUGAGGGCUUCGAUGUCAUUCGAGUGGAAUUCUGUGAGUUUAGAACAGGUCCAAGAACUUGUCUUAUCUGA